Molecule: messenger RNA, 1421 nt
Organism: Ricinus communis (castor bean)
Lineage: Eukaryota; Viridiplantae; Streptophyta; Magnoliopsida; Malpighiales; Euphorbiaceae
Product: GATA transcription factor 21
Exons: 3
Coding region: 173-1111 (312 amino acids)
Biological process (GO): regulation of DNA-templated transcription
Molecular function (GO): zinc ion binding; sequence-specific DNA binding
Source: RefSeq, a predicted model, not a curated record
CGUGAAGUCACGUGAAUGUCUUAUUAUAUAUGGCUGUAAUAAUAAGGUCCUCUGCCUCUGCCUCUCCUCUCCUUUGAUAGACUGUUUUUUUCUGUUACCACCCUAUUCUGCUCUUUCUUCUCCUUUGCCUCCUACAACUUCCACUUUCAGUGGACACAGUUCUGAUCUCUCCAUGACUCCUACUUAUCAUUCAUCUUUUCCUCCUUUUACUAUAGACCUUAAUGAAGAUCAACAUCACCACCAGCUCAUCUUCUGCUCGAAAACUACUACUGAAGAUGCAUCUUCAUCUUCUUCUAUAUCCUACCCCAUUUUUAUUAACCCACCUCAAGAAGAAGUUGGAUAUUACCAUAAAGAGUUGCAGCCUUUACACCAUCAGGAAGUGGAUAACAUAUAUGCUUCGCAUGGUAGAUCAUGGGAUCAUCGAAUAAUUAAGAACGAGAACGAGAAUGGCCAAGAAUUAUCUGUUUGCAAGAAAGAAGACAAAAGUACUAGUAUUGAAGAUCAAAGAGACAACAGUUCCGUUAAGUGGAUGUCUUCAAAGAUGAGGUUGAUGAGGAAGAUGAUGACUACGGAUCAAACGGUCAAUACUACACAGCAUACAUCUUCUAUGCACAAGCUUGAGGAUAAAGAGAAGAGCCGAUCAUUACCUUUACAAGAUGAUUAUAGCAGCAAAAACUUGUCUGACAACAGUAAUAACACAAUUAGGGUUUGUUCUGAUUGUAACACUACAAAGACCCCUCUUUGGAGAAGUGGACCACGAGGUCCUAAGUCACUUUGCAACGCCUGUGGAAUUCGACAAAGAAAGGCGAGGCGAGCCUUGGCUGCAGCUCAAGCAAGCGCAAAUGGGACAAUUUUUGCUCCUGACACAGCAGCCAUGAAGACUAACAAGGUGCAAAACAAAGAGAAGAGGACAAACAAUAGUCAUCUUCCAUUCAAGAAAAGGUGCAAAUUUACAGCCCAAUCUCGAGGCAGCAGAAAGAAACUUUGUUUUGAAGAUUUAUCAUCAACGAUCUUGAGCAAGAAUUCAGCUUUCCAACAACUUUUUCCUCAAGAUGAGAAGGAAGCUGCAAUUCUACUAAUGGCUUUAUCUUAUGGCCUGGUUCAUGGUUGAGUUCUUGCAACAUCUUUUCUCCAAUUUUCAGAUAUUACCUUAAUCUCUUUGCUUAGUAACAAUUUAUAGUAGAGUGAGGCAGUGAGCUAGCUAGCUAUGCAUAUUUUGUUCGAGAAAGAUUGUUUGAUUUGUGAGGAGAAAAAAAGAAAUGAAAUAAAAAAAGAAUCAUCAAUAAGUAGAUUGUUGUGAUCUAGGAGCUAAUUCCAGUGAAUUUGAGCAGGUUGAUAACCAGAUCAUGGAUCUCCUGUUCAUCUACGUACUGUUGUGUGUUGUCAAGCUUAAUAAACCGUGUCCAAGGUUUUUGUUUUCA